This is a messenger RNA of Girardinichthys multiradiatus, 4304 nucleotides long. It is a transcript of the gene tnfsf12, whose product is annotated as TNF superfamily member 12. The transcript has 6 exons. Bases 471 to 1190 code for a protein of 239 amino acids. Gene Ontology annotation, cellular component: membrane. Lineage: Eukaryota; Metazoa; Chordata; Actinopteri; Cyprinodontiformes; Goodeidae. Gene Ontology annotation, biological process: immune response. Gene Ontology annotation, molecular function: receptor ligand activity; tumor necrosis factor receptor binding. The record is from RefSeq and is a predicted model, not a curated record.
AGCGCACACCUUUAGCGGUAUGACGCAAACCCCCACAGCAGUGCGUGUGCUCAGUCGGUCUGACAGUCUGUCUAGUAGACUGACCCCCCAGCAAGCGGUUUAAAGGGAACAUAAGAGCGCUGAGUCAACGAAUCGCAAGCAGAAGGAUGCAACAGUUGAUGUGAGCAUAAAUUGCAGAGUUUUUCUUGCGUUUGGAGACGCUCUCCACACAGAGAGAAUGGUGGCUGUGAUCCAUGAGAGGAGAAGGCUCCAGUCUUAGGUUGCUUUAAAAAAACUAAAAUAAAAAACUGCAUAUUUGUGCCUCUACAAGGCAGCGACGGAGCGACCGCUCUCUCUCUCCACAAAAAAUGGGACAUUUGGAGUAAAACGUAUCGAGUGGACUUAAUGCUCUGCUGGAAUGGAGUUAAUGUGUAAAUUCUGGAUGGUUUGCGGCGGCGAGUGAGCGAUCUGCUGUGCGGAGUGCAGCAAACAUGCAGCGGCUUCUGCAGAGGAGACGAGUGCGCAAGUUGCGGGUCGUCUGGGCUUCCCUGGCCCUGGUGGCUAUGUCUCUGGCCGCCUGCAGCGCGCUGUUUACGGCGUGGACCUGGCGACAGACCCGGGACCUGUCUCAGUCCUUCCAGAUCCUGCAGGACCGACUCGAGCAGGUCAACACGCAGAGGAAGGCUAUUGUUCAGCUCAUUCUGGAGAAGAGGGAGCUGCUGGAGCGAGUGAAGCGAGAUGGGGGCUCGGUGCGAGGGAGAAAUGGAAAUGGACGGAAAGCAGCGUCUCAUUUUGAGAUAACCAAACUCUCCUCUCAGCAAGUCGGAGAAGGUGGCGUGAUAAAAGGCUGGGAGGAGAGGAUGCUGAACAUGAGUAAAGCAGUGAGGUACAACAAGGAGGAAGGUACCUUCACUGUGGAGAAAGCAGGGAUCUACUUUCUGUUCUGUCAGGUGUUGUUCAAUGAACAGCAGUCUCCGUAUGUGAAGCUGGACGUAGUGACAAAUGGCCCCAGGCCCCAGAAGCUGCAUUGCAUGGAGGGCUACGGGACCACCCCCUCUGCGGGGCCACACUCCUUCCACUUCGUGAAGCCCUGCCAGGUGUCUGGCCUCCUGCAACUGGAGAAAGGCACAAAGCUCCAGGCCAAGACGGGCCCAUCCUUCAGUCUCCACCCAGUGGCCAAUCAGGUCUUUAGCAUCUUUAAAGUCAACUGAAGCUCAGUGCUUAUCUGGUCAUUGUCGCAAACUAUUCUCAUGUACACAAAUCCAGCUGCAGCUACUGCAGGAUGUACUUUUUUUGCAUUGAAAAUGGAUAAUAUAAGGAUUUUUUUUCUACAAGGCCAAACAAAAGGCUACUGCUAUUUCCCAGUAAUUCCCACAUAUGUUCAUCUGCGAGACAAAGCUGACAUUUGUGGAAGAGGAAUUUUUCUCUGGACUGCAGCCUGUUUUAGAAUUCAGUUUUGGAUUAAAAUCAAGACCUACAUUGAACAAAAAAACCUUGAUGAACGUCUGCCUAGAGAACAGAUGUGAUGGAGGCUGCUCUGUGGAUUUAAAGAGCUUCACAGUAUAAGAAAAUUCAUUGGAGGUCUAUUAUAGCCCCUGUAUAAUGCAAUAAAGUGUGCUUGCACUCUCAGUAAGCUGACAGUUAAGAUGUGCAGUGUGCACCUUCCACAGCUGAGAGCACAUCUGAACUCUAUAAACGCUUUCUCCGGUUGCCAUCGACUCUUUGAAUGCUGCCUUUGUGUGUGGAAGUGUGCGAAUGAAACCUGAUGAAUCAAAACCUUUGUGCUGAUUUUAUGGUCUUGACAAUGCAAGGUGAAUUUACUCUUUUAUUCAAAUAUUUUGUAUAUAAGUCACUUAUUUUACAGAAUGUGCCUGAAGUCCUGAGUUGAAAGAAAGGAGUGUGGGGUGGGAUUUUUAAAUAACGUGGAUGUGAAUUUCUUCUCUUUUUUUCUAAGGAGAAAUUAUUGUAUAGUUUAAAAGUUAAGGUUCAAGGUAUUGCAAGCAAAACAUAAAACUGUAAAUUCAUCUGUAUCUGCUUUUUCAGGAGGUUCCUCUUUGAUGAGGCAAUGGCUAUUACUCCCACACGUUUUUUUUAAACUUUUUAUUAGUCAAAGCAUUGCUAAAAAAGUCUGUGAUACAAGUGAUGCAACUAUGCAAAGUAAAAAUAUGUUUGGGUAAUGAAUUUCUGUAUAAAUUACUGCAAGAAAGGGACAUACUACGUUGCCGAUUCCACACAGGUUCCUCGAGUUUAACCAUUGAAAUGUCAAGAUUUCUCACAAACCAGAACAUGGCAGGAUCAUUUUUACCUGAAUAUUGAUAUUACAGGUUUUAAUAUUCUUAUUAUCAAAGUUUUUGCACAUAUCUAAAUGAAAUGCAUUAGCAUGCAAUGAAAUGCUCUCACAGGCGUAGGCCAGGGCGUUUCCACUAGCAUAUUUGGACACUAUUGCACUUUUUAUUAGCUUAAGAGUAAUACUUAAUCAUCUUAAUAUUUGUAUUUCAAUCUAAGACUCCACUUACUAGCAUAUUGGUUGAAGCUCUUUUACUUCACAGACUCCUCUCAUAAACCUCUAUUUUUUUUAAUUAGCCAAUCUACGGCAGCCUGAAAUCAGUCAGCGUCCAGUAAGUCAUUAACAGCACAAUUGUAGCAUACAUGUAUAAAGAACUUCAAGCACAGAUUUCUAUAUAAAUCAGCUAUUAAAUCACAUUUUCCUUUCAGUUUUUGAGCAUGCUAACUCAUACAUUAGCUCUAAGCAUUCGUAUUAGCUCAGUGUUGUUACGAUCAGUCUAGUACGUGAACCGCUACUUCAUGCUUUAUGUGCUGGGGUCAGUGGCAGUUUUUGGUAUUGGCCACAUGGUUUUCCGCCCUGGGAGGCACAGCACAAGGGGGUGCCAUGAGGCGAAAAAAGUUGAUCUGAGUUGCGUAAUAAAAGGUCUUCCCCUGCUUAUUAGCAUUUCCAGUCACCCAGUUCAUGGGAGUAUGGGUAAGCAACAAAUGAAUAUCAAUAAUAGGCAUACCCUAACCAAUCAGGUGUGUCAUACAUCUGAACCCUUCUGAUGUCACUCAAGGGUUUCAAACAUCGAAGGUUAUGUUCCCAAAUAUAGACCAUCUUUAAAGUGAAUCUGACCAUUCCAAGUUUCAGAUCUUACACCUUCAGACAAAUCAGACCUUUUCUGGAUUGUUCUUCAAUUUUUUCAGAAAUUAGAGAUUUAUUUCAGAAAAUACACAAAAACAGCAUGUUUGAUGUUUUCUUGGCGCUAGAACCAGCUUAGAUUGAAACAAGAAUGAAAACAGCUAUAUAUAGACAGGAUACAUAAUAAUACAUAAUAAAAAGUUUAGUUUUUUUCAAAAAUGGGUUUGAUCAGGGGAGUGGGUUUGUGUUCGGUUGUGUGGGGAUCCUUAGAAGGGGCUUGCCCAGGGCACCAUUCAUGCAAGAAUCGCCCCUGGCUUGGAAAGCACAAAAUAACUCUUAUUUUGUCUUCUGUGAACUUACAGUAUAAACAGCAGUAACAGAUUUAGUCUUUAUACUUUUCCAACUAUAAAUCGGAUUUACAAAAUAAUUGUAAAAUUCUGGUUUUGUGGGCUUAAAAAGAGGAUAGCUUUGGAAAUGUUGUGAAACUGAACCUUGAAUGCAAGAUUGCCUUUAAUAUUGAACACAAAAAAUCCAAACAUCUUUUUGAUUUAACCAGAUUGCUUUUCUGUCAUUUAAAAAAAAAUCUUUUAGUAAUGAAGCUUCCUUCUGUGUCUCCUAUGCUGCGGCUUUGUGUAAUAAUCCCUGUUAUAUUUCAGGGUGUAUUUCUAGCCGUGGGAUUCAGCACUCCCACUCUUGUUUAUAAGAAGUUUUUGUGGCCGGACCACAAUGGUUUCUCCUCAGCACUUUACGGCAGCGAUUGUUGUGUUCCUAAUUGGACUCAAAUGUUGCUGUUUUCAAAUGGAAAUCUUUUCUAAAUUUAGAUAUUAAAUCCCUUGUACUUCCUCUUUGCUUUCCUCUUUCCCUUUUUAUUGUCUGUGCAACAUCCCCCCAACCUUCUCAACAUCCAUGUGGACAUCACAUUUGCCUGUCAGCAUUCGUCAUAACAUACACACACGCAGCAGUGGUGAUCUAAAUUUUCACUUCCUGCAUCUGAAUCAGAACCACAUAGUUGAGGAAAAACAUGCCUUGCCCCUCCUCUAUCACCUCAGAAUCCAUUUUUGAAACAUUUUUUUGUUAUUUGUCUAACACCCUUGAAAGUCUUGUGAAUAGAUUUGUAAAAUAAACAAUGGAUGCAUGCCAUGUCUGCGCUCAUUCCUAGUGAAUGGUGAAUGAAAACUCCUUUCUGUUCUCUUUA